Molecule: messenger RNA, 1833 nt
Organism: Psilocybe cubensis
Lineage: Eukaryota; Fungi; Basidiomycota; Agaricomycetes; Agaricales; Agrocybaceae
Exons: 2
Coding region: 1-1833 (610 amino acids)
Source: RefSeq, a predicted model, not a curated record
AUGUAUGCCUCCUAUUUCAAUCGGGAUUUCUCCUCAUCACCUAUUGGCAAGCUCCCUGUAGAGCUCUUGUCAGAGAUAUUCACACUCUGCUCUCUCCCUUCUGGCCAACCUAGUCCAAUUUCAGAUGACGAGGGUUCCUAUCUACCUGUGAUAAACUCAGAGACGGUCCGGGCACCUUUCAUACUAUCUAGGGUCAACCGUCGAUGGCGAGAUAUUAUACUCAGCCAAUCUAGCCUAUGGGCCAGCCUGUGCAUCACUGCAGAGCUAAUACAGGAAACCGACUGCAGAGGGAAGGGUAGCUCAACGAAAUUGAAGACUGCUCACAUUGCAUCCUCUCUUCAACGAUCUCGAAGAGCUCCUCUCAAUAUUCUUAUUGAUGCAAGGGACCCUGAAUGGAAUUUUUCGGAGGCUGGAGUUGGUCCAGAUGAUGCAGAUGGCCCUCCAAUCCCUACACUUUUUUCACCCGACCAUAUGGCAAUUGUUAUGUCACUUCUUGUACCCCACCUCUCUCGAUGGAGACACCUCACCAUCCUCACCGAUACAUGGGUACCUAUGCACGUCGCCCUUUCUGCUAUCAACCCUGCUAUAACUUCAUUAGGAGCACCUUGUCUGGAGUCCCUCACCCUGAUGCGAUGUAACGAUUUUGUCAGCUUCUCUCCCCAGUUUGAGCCACGCGACCUGAAGACUCCUGCUUUCCUGUCACCGCUCAGCCCUGAUGCCGCAUGCCAGGACCUGUCCAUCCUUCCAAAAUUGAAGCAACUCUCCCUUCGAGGCGUCCACGUUGACUGGGAUUCACUCGCUGCUGCGAUGAGAAGCUCAGUAGUCGGCCUGUCGUCGCUCGAACUGGCAUCACAUUGCUCAGAUGUUAGGCCUUCGAAUGAUCAAUUUCAUUCAUUGCUUCAAUCCGUUCCCACCCUCCAACGACUCGUUAUUACCGGCUCUGGACCAGAGAUACCUGAGGAAAUGGAAGAUGCCCCUCCAGAUCACGACCCUGUUCCGCUUCAUCAUCUACAAAACAUUACUAUCGGAUAUCGCACCGCUUUGGAAGGCCGCACCGUCCUUCAGCAACUCGACGCACCAAAUGUGAAGACUCUUAGUCUAGAAGAUGCGACUUACCCUGGAGACCCCGAAGAAAUUAACGGAGGAAGCUUGCUGGCAUAUGUCGGGUGCCGAAAAUUCAAGGGCAACGAUUCCGAAUUUCGCCUCGAAUACCCUCCUCCUCAAUUAGCGGUAGCCUCGGGGAGCAAGUCAAGCACAAUGAUCCACCGCCGAAGGUCUUCGACCGUUUUACAAUCUCAAGAAUCCAAUGCAGCCUUCCCAUUACUUGAAAAUGUCACUCUCAAAUGUGUAAAAUCGUCACCAUGGCCACUACGCACUUUUUUCAAUGCCCUCCCCAAGCUUCAGCAUUUGGAGCUAAUUGGUAUGUCGAUGCAAGCUGUGCAAGCCCUGGUUCCCUCUUCUCCUGGCUCCAUGCCGACUUGCCCCUGCCCUCAACUCCGUUCGUUAUGUAUCAGGGACUCCGAGCAGCUGCAAGUCUGUGACCUUGAUUUCAUCAUCGGAAACCUAGGACUCGAACGCCAAAGCAAGGGCGCAUGCAGACUCAGCGACGUAGAGCUUCAUCUCGACUCUGCCCGCGCAGCGUGUGUCGCUGCUUCGCCUGGCUCACCAGGAACGAGAGUGAACAUUUAUAGUGACGACGAGGAUGACAGUGAUGAUGAUUGUGACUAUAUGGGCGAUGAAGAUGAUAUGGAUCUCGAUCCUUUCAGCCCUGGAGGAGCAUUUAACGAUCCCGUCUUUGAUAGCUACUAUUCACAUCAGAUUUUAUCUCAAUAA